AUGCCGCCGACCACAGGCACUCGAACGUCUACGAGACAAGGGCGGGCCACGGUCCGACCUACCAACUACUAUGCGCGCACCUUCGCCGGCCGCCUCGCCGCCAGCGGGAUGGAGCAGACGCCCGAGGCUUCCAACAGCGCGCCCGGCUUCCUGCCCGCCCUCACACACUUUACAGGCGCCGUCGACGCAUUCCCCAAGGAGAUAAUCAAGCACUUCUCCAUGUUCAAGGAAGUCGAAGCGAAACUCCACGACCCAGAGCAGAUGCUCACGGAGCUGCUUGACGAGAUCGCCCAGCAGCCCGUCACCACUAAGGCGCAGCUGGCGGCUGUGGAACAGGCCUCUACAGCAUCCGAAAACACCACCAAUCUCAACCCAUCCAACCCCGACAGCCUCUCCCCCGAAGAGCAGGCGGCGAUCCAGAAGCGCCAGCUCUUCUUUCGCCUCAGAAUGCUCAUCGCGAACAUGCUCCCCACGCUCGACGAGAAGCUGGUAGUCCUCCAGGGCGCCAAAGCCACCAAAGACAAGGGCCUCAUGCGCAUGCACCACUCCUUCUCCCAGCUCGACGGCGAAAUCAGCGACGAAGCGCGAUACGGCAGCCUCACACACUGGGCAUACGCGGACAAGGAGGAGAAGAAAAAGGGCGGUCAGAACCACGAGCGACAACGGCGCGAGGUGGCUGCGGCGAACAAUCUGGCCGCGGCCGCCCAGCAUGUGCAUGACGUCGACUCAAUUGCGGCGAAGAGCGAGGCCAGACGCGAAGCCAUGCAGGCCAACAAGCGCAGUCGUCAUCACCAGGUCGAUUCCGAUUUCGACGACCGACCCGCCAAGAAGCCACAGAAGAGGAAGCCUAUGCCCGCAGAGACAGCAGGGCCAGACAGCAGGAACCUCGGGUUGGGCAUCUCGAGCAAUGGCGCAGGUCCGCACGGCAAGCGAAAGAAGACCGAAAAGGCCCUCGCUGCAGCGGCACCAGCUGCCCCGGCCAUGGAGCGAUCAAUAAGCAAUGCUCUGAAAGCUACCAGCAACGGCGUACGAGGUGGCUCAAGCCCACGGGGUACCCCAGGUCCAGAGAGCGCCGCAGCGAAGCGCAAACCGCGUGCCGCUCCCGUGCCUGCGCAACGCAAGAACCCGCUUCCGCCGUAUUCGCCCCCAAUGGCAUCGUCCCCCCUGGCCGCCAAUUUUGCCAUCAACAAAGCAAUUGCCGGUGCAUCGGAUCGACCGUUGUCUGCACGUGCGCGGAAGAACUCCACAGCCAACUCGGUGGCGUCGCUCAAAGACCAAGAGGCUCCUGCGGCACGGCGCCCCUCCUCUUCUCAUUCCGUACAACAAGCCGCUAGUAGCAAUGUCAUUACAGAGCUUGAGCAGGCUGCUGGGAUCGUGCGGGACAAUACCUCGGUAAAGGGCGCAUCGACUCCCAAGGAGAGCGCAGAGGUCCCGCCGCCCUUUGACACAUCCAACAUGAAGUUGGAAGAUCUGGGACAGCCUGAGCCAGAGAGUAUGGACGUUGAUCCUCCUGUGCCGGCAGCAGCCUCUGCAAGGCCCGGUCGCACUUCAAAGACUGCGACACCUGUUAUUGGUGCGUUCCCAGAGAUAUCAAUGGCGAGAAGUCGCAGCAGUCGCAACGCGAACAAUGGCAACUCCAACUCCAACACCUCAUCCGAGAACAACAGCACGACAGGCACCGGGUCGAAACGAGGCCACAAGAAGAACACGCAACCGACUACUGCCACUGCCUCCCCCGCCAUGAAACCCGUCCCCAACGUGAAAUCGAACCCCCCGUCCUCCGCCGCAAGCUCCGUCGCACAAGAACAGGAAUACCAAGAAGCCGAGGUAGAAGCCGAGCCCGAAUCGGAAGCUGAAGAAGACGGCGACGAGCCCCGAUACUGCUACUGCAACGAAGUGUCGUAUGGCAACAUGAUUGCCUGCGACAACGACGACUGCCCCCGCGAGUGGUUCCAUCUUGCUUGCGUCAACCUUGACAAGCCGCCCACUGGCCGGACCAAAUGGUUCUGCAGUGACGAGUGCAAGGAGACACACACCAAGACCAAGGCCAAGGGGGGCCGUCCAGGCAGUAGUAGGCAAUAG
Alternaria novae-zelandiae is the source of this 2082-nucleotide messenger RNA. RefSeq lists its product as uncharacterized. The transcript is spliced from 2 exons. The coding region runs from base 1 to 2082 and encodes 693 amino acids. The record is from RefSeq and is a predicted model, not a curated record. NCBI's taxonomy places the organism in Eukaryota, Fungi, Ascomycota, Dothideomycetes, Pleosporales, Pleosporaceae. Gene Ontology annotation, biological process: regulation of DNA-templated transcription. Gene Ontology annotation, cellular component: nucleus; Rpd3L complex; Rpd3L-Expanded complex.